AUGUGCUCUUUGCAUAGGGCUUAGCUUUCUGCUUCAUUGCAGCUGGCCCGGAUUCAGACCGACAGCGUAGUCGAGAUGCUCCGUGAGCUAUACCCCGACCUCCGCUUCGAGAUUGUUGCCAUGUCUACGACCGGAGACAAGAUCUUGGAUACGGCACUUUCCAAGAUUGGGGAGAAAAGCCUCUUCACCAAAGAGCUGGAAAAUGCACUUGAAAGAAAUGAAGUUGACCUUGUGGUUCACUCCUUGAAGGACCUGCCGACGUCUCUUCCUCCUGGCUUUACCAUCGGCGCUGUCUGCAAAAGGGAAAACCCACUUGAUGCUGUUGUCUUUCAUCCCAAAAACUGUGGGAAAACACUGAGUCUCCUCCCUGAAAAGAGCGUGAUUGGAACGAGUUCACUUCGGAGAGCAGCCCAGCUCAAAAGGAAGUUCCCUCAGUUAGAAUUCAGGGAUAUUAGAGGGAAUUUAAAUACCCGCUUAAAGAAGCUAGACGAGAAGGAAGACUUCAGCGCCAUCAUCCUGGCUGCCGCCGGGCUGAAGAGAAUGGGCUGGGAGAAUCGCAUUGGCCAGCUCCUAAGCCCUGAAGAUUGUCUGUAUGCUGUUGGACAG
Molecule: messenger RNA, 606 nt
Organism: Pterocles gutturalis (yellow-throated sandgrouse)
Lineage: Eukaryota; Metazoa; Chordata; Aves; Pterocliformes; Pteroclidae
Gene: HMBS
Product: hydroxymethylbilane synthase
Exons: 8
Biological process (GO): heme biosynthetic process
Cellular component (GO): cytoplasm
Molecular function (GO): hydroxymethylbilane synthase activity
Source: RefSeq, a predicted model, not a curated record